Molecule: messenger RNA, 740 nt
Organism: Saccostrea echinata
Lineage: Eukaryota; Metazoa; Mollusca; Bivalvia; Ostreida; Ostreidae
Product: COMM domain-containing protein 8-like
Exons: 5
Coding region: 11-565 (184 amino acids)
Source: RefSeq, a predicted model, not a curated record
UGACGGUAAUAUGGCGGACAACGAAGAGGUGGGACUUCAGCUGCUCAGGAAGAUUGAAGUGAAAUCUGCCACAAAAUUGCUUCAUGGCUUAGUGGAUAACUUCUGUAAAAGGGGGCAUCUACAUUACUCUAACUAUGACCAGAUUUGGACCCUACAGGAGUGGUGGGCCUUGACUGAAUCAUGGGAAAGUCUGAUCAAGACCGUAGUCCGAGACUCACUUAACAAAGACCAGAUUCUACAGAGAUUGGAGAGCCUUCCGGAGGAGGUCCGGUCUUUGAUUAUAGAUGUUGUAAAUGCCAGGCGGUCAGAUGUCCACCACCAACUACUGUCUGACACAAACUCAAUCUCAAAAUCUACGCUAAGGGACUUUGAUUGGCAAGUUAAAUUAGCUAUGUCCAGUGACAAAUUGUCCUCCAUCCAUGAACCUCUGUUGAAUCUUGACCUUGAUGUUCAGAGUGAGGCUUCGACGGAAAUCCACUCCCUGGAGCUGACACAAGAGGACCUGAGGAACCUGAUCUCUAGUCUGGAGGGAGCAAACAGGGUUCUUCAACAGUGGAAAACAUGAGAAACAUUAUUCAUGACUGUCAUUUGAACUUGUGAAGUCAGGACACAUUGAUAAUGCAGAAGGAUGUCAGAAGUGAUUGGACUCAAUUAUACAGACGUAACGAGGGUCAGACACCUCAAUACCUGGUACCUGUUCUUCAUGAUAUUCAGUGCAAUAAAGAGUGUUUUACAUUUUA